Aplysia californica (California sea hare) is the source of this 2215-nucleotide messenger RNA. RefSeq lists its product as uncharacterized. Lineage: Eukaryota; Metazoa; Mollusca; Gastropoda; Aplysiida; Aplysiidae. The record is from RefSeq and is a predicted model, not a curated record.
UAAAAGCCUGCAUGAAGAACCUGACAUCGCAAUGUACUGAAGGUCACCAGCUCACGCUCGUCUUCAGACAACUGAGCAUUCUGCGCAUGAUCGUGACGGACAGUGGCAACUGUCCUGUUUCCAACACGACGGGUGACCCAAGGGUGGGCCUUGUCACAUCCUGUGUCGUUCAAUUCCUGACUAACGAAAGCCUUUCAUUCCCGGAUGCGGCAGCCAACUUCCUGUCCUGUCUGUUAGGGGCUGGCAUUGACGAUGUUCUGAACGGAUCCCUCCUCUUGCAGUCAUAUUCCGGGUUUGUGGCGAACUUCGCCGAGGAACUCAACCAGAUUCUGAGUGGCUUCAAUUACUCAGACUUUACAGCAGGUGUGAGUCCAAAGUGUGAGAGUAGGAUUCACUUUUCUUUGGUCGGCACCUGCUCACAGAUCCUCUCGGCACCCUCGCUCUCCAUCAGCCAGAGAGCAGCUAUGUGCUUGAACCCCGACACAAUCUUAGCUUCUCUCUCGAGCGACUGUGGAGGCACGGACCUGAGUGCUCUCUUCGGCGUCUUGGAUACCUUGCGUGAGAAGUUCCUCACCGGAUUCUGUCCUGAUGUGGAGCCCGUGCCAAGGUGCAUGAUUUCCCUGGCGGAAGCUCGCCUAACCAGCUUUUCAACCUACUUUGGAAUUGGGGCUGGAGGUGUUGUUUGCAAAGAAGCGAGAGCUGCAGUGGCGUAUGCCGUAAGGUUCACAAGCAACUGUAGCUAUGAUCAGCUGGCCGGUUUCCGAAGCAGAGUGUCUUUCACCGUAGACUUCAUCUCCCAGGCCUGUAGAGCGGACGCUCAGCUAGUCAAAUGGGCGCGUUGCACACUCAUGGGCCAGAAGGACGUGGUGAUUCCGGCUUCAUCCACAUGCCAGGAGACGCAGGUCCCAGAUUGUUUUGGCAAAGACCCGAAGACCUUGCCGUGCCGAGUAUUGGAAGCUGGUGCUCCGUGUAUCUUUAACAAAACGGUCGGCUGUGGUACCAACAUAGACGUAUCUGAUACGUUAGAACCCCUAAGGGUUUGCAGAGCGGAAUCCUCCCAGCGUCUGAGAUCUGUAAAGCUGAAGAGCCUUCGUCCAUGCUCGGAAAUACCUUAUGAGUGCGACCCAGAUGCAGCACGCAAAUGCCUUUUGGCCUUCGUACACAACUCAGAUGUCACGACCGUGAAGGCUUGCUUGAACACCAACUACAACUGCUUCGGAUCGAUGGUGACCCUGCUGAGGCAAAACGUGAGUUUGUAUGCUGGGCUUGUCAGUGACAUGCUGACCAUCACACCUUCUUGGCGGAAUCUGGACAGCAGCGCUUUGAUCAAACUGCUUACCCUGCCCAGUUACAUCUCAGGAGUCUUUGAUCAGUACAGUUCAUUGGUAAGCCUGGAUCUCUUUGACGUGUGUAUUCAAUUGGAUUCCAUUGCCAACCGCAUCUCAGACAUCUUAAAGUCCUGGAACGAGGAAGAGAGAUUUGCUGAUGUCAUCACCUGGUUUAAAAGGUCAGAGGACAGCCUCAACUAUACCAUCAACACCUUGUGCAACGACGUCGCUCUCGUGGGCCAGUCACUGGAGUUCCCGCGAAAUGGACAAGAAAAUGCCAGUUGCAAGGCACUGGUAAUCAAAAGUCGUCUGGAUCUGCUCAUCGCCAGCUCCAUCACUGAGUACUACACCCCAGAUGGUUUCUCCACAAUAUGCAGCCAAUACAAGAACUUCACGCUCGAACUUGAGGCUAAUCUGCUGAAGAACUGCUCCUCUGGCUUUUCCACGAAAGUCCACUUCGUGGCUCGCGCUGUUCAUGCCAUUCUUGGGCGCACGUGCCAGAUGCCAGACUUCAGCGUGAGGCGAUGUGACGUUGGCCGAGUCCGUGCCUGUGUGGCGGAGCUGUACGAAGUGCAACGUUUGGUGGGCGUCAACGCCACAGAUUCUGACGUCUGCACGUCCUUGGACAAAACAGAAAAAUGCGUUGAACGAUUCAGCUACAAAUGUGACAGCUUCAGAGGUGCCCAGAUUGACUGGAUCUUCUCUACUGCCCGAGCAUCUUCCGUCGGCUUCUACUGCAAAACAGAGGGCACUGAACCUGUAUGCGAGCCCAAAGACCAGGGAGACCCAAAACACGAGCGGUGCAAUAUUCCCAAAGCAAGGAGCUGCUCCUGCAAGAAUAUGCGACUCUUUUCAAACAACGCCUUGAGCAAAGAGAAGAAGUGCAG